Molecule: messenger RNA, 3567 nt
Organism: Bemisia tabaci
Lineage: Eukaryota; Metazoa; Arthropoda; Insecta; Hemiptera; Aleyrodidae
Gene: Snx3
Product: sorting nexin 3
Biological process (GO): endocytic recycling; late endosome to Golgi transport
Cellular component (GO): early endosome membrane; retromer complex
Molecular function (GO): phosphatidylinositol-3-phosphate binding
Source: RefSeq, a predicted model, not a curated record
GCUCGUUAGUGAUACAUAAGUGUAGAAAAGUUUGUGUCCCCGUAUCCUUCUCAUUCUUUACAAUUUCGGUGAAUAUACAUCCAAUUACCCACAGAUAAUGACGGAUCCCACUAUCGAGGCUACCAGGCGAUUGAACGUCAAGAAACAAACUUUGGACGAUGCAUACGCUGCCCCUGCCAAUUUUCUAGAAAUCGACGUUAUUAAUCCCAUGACUCACGGUGUGGCGAAAAAGAGAUACACAGAUUAUGAAGUGCGAAUGAGGACAAAUUUACCGGUCUUCAAAGUGAAGGAAUCCAGUGUGAGGCGUAGGUACAGUGACUUCGAAUGGCUGAGAAAUGAACUCGAAAGAGAUAGCAAGAUUGUGGUGCCCACUCUACCUGGCAAAGCAUGGAAGCGACAAAUGCCCUUCCGUGGGGAUGAUGGUAUUUUUGAAGAGGACUUCAUUGAGGACAGGAGGAAGGGUCUUGAGAGCUUUAUUAACAAAAUCGCCGGGCAUCCCUUAGCACAGAAUGAACGCUGUCUCCACAUGUUCUUACAAGAACCAGUGAUUGACAAAAACUAUAUUCCUGGGAAGAUCCGAAACACUUAGUUGAUGUGAAGAAUGGUCUCGAAGCAUAACAGUGUAUAUUAAAUAAUCAAAGGGAACGAAAGCAAUCAAUCAUGCUCUCAAAAUUAACUCGCUUCAGAUUCUUGUGGCCAAUUUCGAAACGAGUGCUCAAGAAUCGUUGGAGUUCAUAUUCUCCAUUACUUGGACUGCAUUUUGCAAUUUGGAACUAUAUAUUCUGACUCAUCUGUAAAAACACUUAUGUGCAUAGGGAAACUAAUGGCACAUACGUUGUUUUUAAACCGGGCCAGAAUUUAUAGUUCCAAAUUGCAAAAUGCAGUCUACUUAUCCCUUUGAUAAUGCUCAUUACUUCUUCAAUUGUUUUCCCUGUCUCUCCAUUUGAAUCUCUUGUUACAAAAUUCCAAGAAUAAGGUUUUGCAACCAUUUUCACAGCUGGCGUUAUUGAGAGGAGACUGUUUGUUUGAGUCUGCUGUUUUGCCAAAUCUCAAUGUCAGCACUGAUAUGUAAAGUAGUCGUAAAUUACUUGCGGUGCGUCAAAGAUCCUCAAAUUCAUCCUAACUGAUAUAAUUCUAGAUACUAAAAGACUGUAAUGUAAUUUGUUUGGCUGGUCUUCAAUCGUGAAGUGUUAACUUUUUUUAGAGUUCUGAUCAAAUCCAAUAGUCUCCUCGGUGAACUCGCACAUCCAUCCCCUCAUAGAUAAUAUAAUAAGUCCUCUGACAGUUGCAAGCCUGAAGUUUGUAUACAAAAUUCCUCAUGACAAUUGAUGGUCAACACUUUUUCAAUGUCAUCCCUGUUCUCUCUCACUCAAGAACUGCUGAGCAAAAUAUCCGCAUAAAUGAACAAGUUUUCACAGUCCAUCAAUUAUUGUCAGUCCCUACAGUGAGAGGAAUUGAAGGUGUAGAGAUCUCAUGCCUGAAAGAUAAUAACUUCAGCUUAUGUAGUUUGGAGCUGUUCUGUCCGUUUUUAGCAAGUGUUAGUGGAGAUAGUUUUAUUUCCCUUAUAGGAAUAACUGUGAUUUAGAGAAGUUAUCUCAAAAUUCUAUUGAAUCGAAAAGUGGAUAUGUUGGUUUGUCACCAGUUUUUAUUGCUUUCCUCUCACAUCAUAUGAAAAAGAUCAAUCUUCUCUCAAGCACCAGAACUUUAAUGCAAUAAAAAGCAUAGGAGUGCUUUUGAACCUAGGAAACAACUGAUACUGCAAUUGAAGCUGAGAGAUCUUCUCUUAACUGUAUGCUAUUUUUAUUGCUUGGCGUCAGUCAGCUCUAUACCUUUCACUCAAGCCCUUCAAGGAGACUAUAUCCUACCGUAAGUUGUUAAUAUUGUUGAUGCGAAUGUUCCUCCGUUAUCUCGCCAAAAUAAGAUGCUCCUCAAAUUGAAUAUUUCCUUCAAAAUACUGAAAAAUCUUUUCAUUCAAAAUCUCCCAUUAUCAGUUCAACAUGGUUGCAGGCAAGAGAAUUUGCUUUAAGUGAAUUUCAGAACCAAACGAUUACAAAUAUAAGAAUGUCUCUUGCAAAAUUUUGUAAGAAAAAACAAGCCUGAAUCACAAAUUAUGAUACUUAGUAGUAUAGUUUAAGAAAUAUUUUAAUCUCAUCUUUUCCCCCAAAUAUGUUGAAAUUUGUAAUUUGAAGCUAGUCCAAAUAGUUACAGCUUCUGACAACAAUUUGUGGUGUAUAAUUUCAAGAAAGAAUAUUGGUGUAUACAUUUAUUCCAUAGCCAAGGCUGUUUUCUUGGCUUAUAGCAAGCAACCAUCACAAAAAAUGCAAUAGAAGUACUCCUCUUGACAUCAAUCAGAGCUGGCAUGGUUGAAAUUUUGUAUUGUAUUUCUGGUUUAUAGGCCCUGCAUUCCAUAAGACUUAACAGGGCAACAGAGGAAGGAAUUGGACCUUCAGCCACUAGCGUAUUGUAGGACUACUCCUUCAUUUCAGUAACAGCCUUGUUAGGAUCAAUCAGUACCAACCAAGUGGAGUUUAUCAAUAGCUUACUGACAAGCACUUGUUUUAAAAACCCUUGUUGUUGACCUACAACUUAAAAAAUCUCUCCAUUCUUGAUGUUAAUCCUGGGUAAACAGUAAUCUAAGUGGUAUCCACCUCAAUAUAUGACUAAUUUUGAGCUUUUAUUCUGGUUAUUUUCCAAAAAUUGUAUGGAUCGGAGAUAAAUCCAUUUCUCAAAAGUGAAUGAUUAUAUGUUGAGGUUCAUUAGCUUAAAAAUCAAGUCAAAAGUACGGCUGGAAAAUUUUCAUCGAUCGAUCCGCAACACUAGUCUAUGAAGUCUCUCAGGCUAACUAUAUUUCUUAGCUAAUCAACUUUAAAAUUUGAUCAUACUUUUCUGAGACAUGAAUAUAUUUUUAAUGUAUCCAAUUUUUUUAAAAUAAUCCAAAUAAAACUUGUAAGUAGCCGUACUAAAUCGAAGUAGUGGUCUUACACAGAAAGUUUUGCCGCAAGUAUGCAGAAGAAAAAAAAAAUUGUUAUAAUGGCUAAAAUCCCUUAAAUUAAGGAACUAAAUUGGAGUUAAUAACUUCAUAAAUAAUGCAUGUGCUUUUAGGCGUGACGGCAUGUCCCACUGAAAAUGCCAUGCUGAAAACGUGCAAUGGUACAACCAAUAAAAUUUUCUGUUCUGUUAAAGGAUAAUAACUCAUUAUUGUGAAAUAAUCUUUGGGUUCGUCAUCAGUCGUCUUUUCCCCGAGAAGAGAACUUACUAGAGGAAAGAAUUACUUUAAUUCUUGUUCGAAUCAUUUAUUUAUGUUUUUUAAGCCCCUCUGUAAGUAUGUCGCCUGAAGAAACUUUAUAUUUUUAUUAAGUGGAGUCUGUGGAUGAAUGUAACAUUUCCUGUGUAAAUCAUACUGUUUAUCAUGUGUAAAUAUUGCAUAUUUAGGUUUAUCCUCUGUUAAAAACAAUGUUUUUGCUCCUUUGAUUGGAAUUCUGAAUUCUUCUUAGUGUAGGCAUUUUGCUUUAUAAUCUUACUCUAAUUUUGAAUUUGUCCAUAUAAACCACUUAUUUUUUUCAUGUA